Messenger RNA from Vitis riparia (riverbank grape), 4395 nucleotides. RefSeq names its product electron transfer flavoprotein-ubiquinone oxidoreductase, mitochondrial. The coding region runs from base 182 to 2212 and encodes 676 amino acids. The transcript has 18 exons. Gene Ontology annotation, biological process: electron transport chain. Gene Ontology annotation, molecular function: iron-sulfur cluster binding; electron-transferring-flavoprotein dehydrogenase activity. Gene Ontology annotation, cellular component: mitochondrial inner membrane. NCBI's taxonomy places the organism in Eukaryota, Viridiplantae, Streptophyta, Magnoliopsida, Vitales, Vitaceae. The record is from RefSeq and is a predicted model, not a curated record.
AGAAGAGAGCCGGUAGAGAAAAAGAUAACUCCUAGGGACAAACUUCUUCCGAGAAAACUUCCACGUUUCUUGUGAUGUAUAAAUUAAGCGAUCAACGUCGACCCUUUCUGUUCCAUUGCCAUAUGAUCACAUAGUGGUGGUGAUACCAACUCUUCGUUCAGUCUCUCUCUUUCUCUAAACCAUGUUUAGGUUUCUCUCCAAAUCCAACAACACUAUUAGGAAACUGAGCUCCAAAUCAUUCCACCCAACUCUCUACGCCUCCUCGAGUCCUCAUCACUGCAAGUCCAAAAUCUCGACCAUUCACCCCCAAAUCGCUUCACCAAUCUCUUCAAAUGCUUUCGAUUCAUCUGGGUCUUCCUCGAAGCCCUCCGAUUCCAGAUAUCCUACUGGGUCCCCAAAUGGGUCUCCAUUUUUUCGCGCUCUGGAUCGAAAUUCAAGCUUUUCCGGGCCCCAGAUGGCUGGAAAUCGGUUUUUCUCAUCCGGGUAUUUGUUGAACUGCAAGAAUUUGAAGAAUGGGAAGGGAAAUAGACGUGGGUUUUUGAGGGUCGGGAGUUUUGUUGGAGAAUCGAGGGCUUUCAGCAGUGAACCGGAUAGAGAGUCUAUGGAGUAUGAUGUUGUUAUUGUUGGUGCAGGGCCUUCGGGUUUAUCGGCGGCAAUACGGUUGAAGCAAAUGUGCCGCGCAAAGGAUGUUGAUUUUUCGGUUUGUGUUGUGGAGAAAGGAGCCGAAGUGGGUGCUCAUAUCCUAUCUGGGAAUGUUUUUGAGCCUCGAGCAUUGGAUGAACUUCUCCCGGAAUGGAAACAAGAAGAGGCACCAAUCAAUGUCCCUGUUUCUUCUGAUAAAUUUUGGCUUCUUACAAAGGAUCGUGCAUUUUCACUUCCAUCCCCAUUUGAUAACAAAGGGAAUUAUAUUAUAAGUUUAAGUCAGUUAGUACGUUGGUUGGGAGGGAAAGCUGAAGAAUUAGGAGUAGAAAUAUAUCCAGGCUUUGCCGCUAGUGAGAUAUUAUAUGAUGCAAACCACAAUGUUAUCGGCAUUGGAACUAAUGAUAUGGGGAUUGCCAAAGAUGGUUCAAAGAAGGAUAAUUUUCAGCAUGGCGUUGAGUUGAGAGGACGUGUUACACUUCUUGCUGAAGGAUGCCGAGGAUCAUUAUCAGAGAAAGUAUUGAGAGAUUACAACUUGAGAGAAAAAGCGCAAGCACAGCAUCAGACUUAUGCUUUAGGAAUAAAAGAGGUAUGGGAAAUUGAUGAGGCCAAGCACAAGACUGGCACUGUACUUCACACCUUGGGUUGGCCCUUGGAUCACAGGACAUAUGGGGGAUCCUUUCUCUACCACAUGAAUGACAGACAGGUUUCAAUUGGCCUUGUGGUUGCUUUGAAUUAUCACAACCCUUUCUUGAACCCUUAUGAAGAAUUCCAGAAACUUAAACAUCAUCCUGCCAUCAAACCUCUUCUCGAAGGUGGGACUGUUCUCCAGUAUGGUGCUCGCACUUUGAAUGAGGGCGGUUUUCAGUCUAUUCCAUAUCCAGUUUUCCCAGGUGGAGCAAUCAUUGGAUGCUCAGCUGGCUUCCUAAACGUACCAAAGAUAAAGGGAACACAUACUGCAAUGAAAUCAGGAAUGCUGGCAGCAGAAGCUGCAUUUGAUGUACUUCAUGAAGGCUCGAGCAUGGAAAAAUAUUGGGAUGGUCUAAGGAAUUCAUGGAUAUGGGAAGAACUUCAUAAAGCUCGGAAUUACCGUCCGGCAUUUGAGUAUGGGCUCGUUCCUGGUUUGGCCUUAAGUGCUUUAGAACACUAUGUUCUGAAGGGUAGAUCUCCUUUAACAUUGAAGCAUGGGAAACCUGAUCAUGAAGCAACAGAUGUUGCACAGUUACACUCUCCAAUUCAAUACCCAAAGCCAGAUGGGAUUGUAUCUUUUGAUGUGCCAACAUCUCUAUACAGGAGCAACACGAAUCACGAUCAUGACCAACCAUCUCAUCUUCACUUGAGGGACCCCCAGAUUCCUGAACGUGUAAAUUUGCCGGACUUUGCUGGACCUGAGUCACGAUAUUGUCCUGCACGUGUAUAUGAGUACGUCCCAGAUGAAAAGGGUGAGCUGAGGCUGCAGAUAAAUGCUCAAAAUUGCCUACACUGCAAGGCAUGCGAUAUCAAGGACCCAAAGCAAAAUAUUGAGUGGACGGUGCCAGAAGGCGGCGGGGGCCCAGGCUACUCAGUUAUGUAGAUUAUCCCCAAGUUCUCAUUGUUGCUGCAAAUAAAGGAUCUUGUACAAAACCAACCAUAAUUCAUCCUCCCAAAAAUAAAAGUCUACCUAAUGCAGAGUCCUCAGAAUGUGACAUGGUAAUUUGAUGAUAACCCAAUCCAAAAUCAUUAUAUUUGCAAUCUUUCCAUGCAUGUAAAAGUCAUCUUUAACAUGUAAAAGGCAUGGAAAGUCUAUCUAAGAACACAUUGGAUUUUAGGGCCCAAAACCAACAAAUCCCAAGCUGAACUGUCCACCAUGUGUUGACACUAUGAAUGGGUCAUAACCCAGUGAAGAAGAUCAAAAGUAUAAUCUCAACCCCUGCUUGCACCGCCUCAUUCUGGAAAGAGGACCACCUAGUGAGACCUGGGAAGGCAUCCGUUUAGCAAUUGAACUGCCAGCAUGCGUACAAAUAGUUUGUUCUUUGUGAAGCAGACCACAGCUGUCCUACCCCACACUUGACAUUCCAGGACAUUUGCCAAUUUAAGAGGAAUCAUUUUACACCUGCUCUCGAGAUAUUAUUAUCCAGGAAGCUCCACCCUCAUUAGGAAUUUGAGGGUCAAUUGAAAUUAAUAUUAGCAAUGCAUGUCACACUUGAAUGUAUCAUGCAAAAGAAUAUUAUCCUGUAUUAGCAUAUCAGCCUGGCAUGAUAUCAUUUUCUCGAUCUUCACAUUCAUGCAUACAAAGUUAAGGAAUACUGUAUCUUCACUAGCCAGUCUAAUGGAACUUGUGGGUGGGGAGCAAGCUGAACUUUGCAUUCAACGAAAGUUGAGAACUCCAGCAGCAGAGAUAUUCAUCUGUCUCUAAAUGCAGGUUAUGUCGUCACAAUUUUCCGUACCUUGCAUGAGAAAAUGUUUUUCCUGCAAAGUGGCUGGGGAACUCUCUAAAUGUUGUCGUUCAUGGGGACUACAGCUCCCAAUUAAGGCCUUGGGCAAAAGAAGACAUUUGAUCUCAUUUUUUGGGCUAAUCAAUUGGAGAAUUAUGUAUUGAAGUAGAGAACUAUAUAUCAAGGAAGGGAGGUGAUCUAUGAAAUGGGGCUUUGAAAAGACAUAAUCAUGUUAAUCGAUAUCUACUUCAAUUCUUGUGAUGAUUCUGGAUUUUGUUGGAGAAAGUGGCUUAAGGUUCAUCUCAAGAGCAUCGGGUUUGCUAUUUUGAUUACUGUUAUGGCCAAAGAUUAGUUUAGGACAUGUAGAAGGCCAAGUGAAGGAAAUACCCUUUUCCGUAGGCAUGCUGCUCUUGCCUCACUGAUUUGGAGAAUGGUCUGAGAAAUUUUUAAGGAGCUACAAGAGAGUCGUCUAAUUCUUUUUCCUGUCUGUGUAUGUGCAUAUAGUGCCCUAAUAAACAAUAUUUAUAUGAUUGGAUAGUGGUUUGCUCUUGUGAAGAUGCUUCAUCUAAGUGCCAGCUUACUUUGGCUCCUCUUAUCAAGAAAUUAGACUACUCUAGGAUCAGGAGGGCAUUUGGUUGGAUCACGAAAGUUCCAUCUAUUCACUUUUCUACACCUAUAAUGGGAGUGCUUUUGCUGGGUUUCCAGGAAGCUCAGUGUAGGAACCUUAAUGGUUGUUUAGUUGAGGGUUAUUCCUCAAUUGUCAUUUCUUGGGUGAGAUAAGAGACACCGGGAUCCUGGAGAUAUGGACAUUUGAUGCGUUAAGUCAAGGAUCAUGUUUUCUGUUUGGAGGCACUGGUUUCACUGUAUAGACAGAGAGAGUACUCAGGAAGCAUAUGCUAUUGCCAGGAGAGAUCUUGUCUAGGAGAGCUUCAUAGAGGACUCUAUAUCCCUGUUCUGAUUUGGUAAAGAGUUACGCCACUGUCAUUGCCAAGAAUAAGCUCUUUGAAUAGGUCCUUCUCAAAACCUUCUGUUUUGGGUUGAGUUCUGAUGAAAAGAUUCUUGACUUGGACCCUGCUUCUAAGGCUCUUAAGGAAUUAAUAGCAUUCUUUUGUAAGGGAUACCUGUUGGUUGUCUCAGGAAAGAGGGCUUGCGGAUCCACAAAAUUAUGCACCUUUUGGCCUAUCAAAAACAAAAUCACGCACCUCUUCAGAGAGGGAGGAUGCUCUUUUAUUUGGAGGGGCUCAAUCAGCCAAUCAGGUAACAGGUUAAUUGUGUCUAAGAAAGGACCCUCAUUACAGAUCAUGGAAGCAGGCUUCCUUCCGAGCAGAGUCUUAAUGCUUUC